AUGCGAAAGUCUCACAUAAACAGAAAGUCCAGAACCCCUCUUAGAAAUGUAGUUAUUUGGUAUGAACAAGAUAAGGUGACACCACACCCGCAUGCUGCUGCCUUCAUUACCAUGUUGAUUGUCACCUUCCUUUGCCGCCGCCUCCCUACUGCUGCAGGUCUGAACGGGCCGGGCUUCCCAUCACUAGACGCUAAGUACCAUCCUCAUUACACAUUCCAGCGAGGUGUGAGAGGUUGUGACACCUCCUUGCGCGACAUCAGGAAUAUAAUGACGCAAGUAGGUGAGGAGCGAGAGGAGUUAGGGGCGGUGGCAGGGCGGGGGCUGGGCGGGGGCUGGGCGGGGGCCGGAUUAAUGAGCACACUGGCCUCCCUCUCCACACCGGCCCUCACCACCUCACUCCUUAGUCUUCCCACACUUUCAAACACAUCAACAGAGAGCAACACAGACAUCAACAGAGAGGAACAAAGACAGACAUCAACAGAGAACACAGACAUCAACAGAGAGCAACACAGACAUCAACAGAGAGGAACACAGACAGACAUCAACAGAGAGGAUCAAUGGAAUUUUUUAUUUUGUGUUGAUGAUGAUGACAAUGAUGCUGAUGAUGAUGAUGAUUAUGAUGAUGAUGAUGAUGAUGAUGAUGAUGAUGAUGAUGAUGAUGAUGAAGUAACCUGA
Scylla paramamosain (green mud crab) is the source of this 675-nucleotide messenger RNA. Its product is annotated as E3 ubiquitin-protein ligase RNF34-like. The transcript is spliced from 7 exons. NCBI's taxonomy places the organism in Eukaryota, Metazoa, Arthropoda, Malacostraca, Decapoda, Portunidae. The record is from RefSeq and is a predicted model, not a curated record. The coding region runs from base 1 to 675 and encodes 224 amino acids.